AUGUCCCUCUUACCACACAGCGAUCACCAGCCAACCGCGCCAGAAAGCAAUAAUAAACAAUUUUAUUUCGACGAGAAAGUUGACGAGGAGGAAGAGCACGCAGAAGAAGUGCAACUAUCCACAGAUGCUUCAUCUUCUUCUAACUUUGAAUUGAAAAAAGAAAAAGUUCUCAUUCCCUCACGAGGGGAUUUAUUUCCCUUGAUUGUGGUCUAUGUGAUUAUUAGUGCUGCCACUGGUGUCCAUCAAGAUUAUCACUUUCAUUUUGCAGAAUAUGUGGUUCGUUAUGGACAUGCAUCCAAUCAGACAGUCAUUGCUGUCACUUAUGACUAUAGAGGAAUGGGUGAAUCAAGAGAUGUUGAUAAACCAACUAUCAAAUGCUCCUUUUACGACUGGGGAAAGGACUUUUGGGGCGUGAUGGACUUUUGUGUCAAGUACCAUCAGGAAACUUUUUCACAACAAGGUGUUGAGAUGGAAAUUGUUGCAGCUGGUAACAGCAUUGGUGCAUACUUGAUGAUGACCAUUCCAAGUGAUCUAGCUCCGUAUUUCAAACGAGCAUUCAAUGGCUACUUUGGCUACUUUGAACCAUUCAAAAGCAAGAAGUACAUGAUACAUUAUUUGAGAACAAAAUUAUUUUUCGCAAGUGUUCCAUUAUUGACUACCAUGUAUGGAUUUUUUCCAUCUGGAACUGUGUUUCAUUCCAUGGAGGAUAUUCCAACUGGUGUUGCCUAUACAUGGAGACAGUUUCAAUAUAACCCUCAUUACAUGACAGAACCUGGAAAUCCCAACAAGCCAAUCUUACCUAGCAAUAUGGAGCACGUGACCUUUUUGAAUUGGGCAUUCGAAGAUGAUGUUUUUACCAAUAAGAAUUCUGUGGCCAAAUAUAAUGAGAAAUUCUUUGGUAGAUGCAAGGAAUAUUUCUUUGAGGUCAUUAAGAGACCUGUCAUGAAAACUUCUACACCAGCAUCAAAUCCACAACAACCUCCAAAGAGGCUUCCCAUUGGUCAUGUUGGAUUCUUCAAGAAAUAUGUUCGUGAUCGAAGUGAUCUUUGGAAAGAUGCUUGUGAGUUUAUCAUCUUUGGUAAGAUCACUAGAACUGGUAGCACCGAGAUUUUAUACUCACAUUCUUCAAAAGAUGUUCCAAAUCCUCGUCCACAACAACGAAUUUCCAAAUUGUAA
Messenger RNA from Naegleria lovaniensis, 1176 nucleotides. RefSeq lists its product as uncharacterized. The record is from RefSeq and is a predicted model, not a curated record. NCBI's taxonomy places the organism in Eukaryota, Heterolobosea, Eutetramitea, Acrasida, Naegleriidae. The transcript has 5 exons. The coding region runs from base 1 to 1176 and encodes 391 amino acids.